Messenger RNA from Lolium rigidum, 2493 nucleotides. RefSeq lists its product as uncharacterized. The record is from RefSeq and is a predicted model, not a curated record. Lineage: Eukaryota; Viridiplantae; Streptophyta; Magnoliopsida; Poales; Poaceae. The transcript has 13 exons. The coding region runs from base 1 to 2220 and encodes 739 amino acids.
AUGGAGGACUUCGCGCGCGCGGUGGAGGACGGGCUGAAGCUGUCGAAGCGGCUGGUGCUGCCGGGCGGGCUGCCCCCGCCGCGCCCGCCCGCGGGGAUGGAGCGGGGCCCCGACGCGCUGCUGCUGCCCGCGGCGCCCAUGGCCUACGCGGUGGUCGCCGACCCCGGCGCCGUCGACACGCCCGACGUGCCCAGCUACCAGCCCUACGUCUACGGCCGCCUCGACCCGCCCGCGCUCAUCCCGCUGCAGAUGAAGGAGGUCGACCUGGCCGCCGACUGCGCGCUGGGCGUCGCCGCCGUCACCCUGCGCGCGCGAUGGUGGCUGCACUGCAUCACGCGCAGCCGCGACUGCGACGUCAGGAUCAUCGUGCCCAUGGGAGAACAGGGUUCAAUUCUAGGCGCUGAGGUUACAGUUGGAAAAAGAUCUUACAAUACUCAAGUAAUCGAAGUAGAAGACCAGUCCAUGGAGAAUAUUGGUAAAGCUGAUAGUGUGGGCCUUUUGAAGCCCCACAUGUUUUGCUUGACAAUACCACAGGUGGAGGGUGGAUCGGAUAUUUUAGCCACAGUUAAAUGGUCUCAGAAGUUACACUAUGACAAUGGACGUUUUUCGGUCGACAUACCUUUCCGUUUCCCAUACUAUGUCAACCCAUUACCAAAAGUAUUCAUGAAGAGGGAGAAAAUUCAGUUGACCGUGAAUAGUGGAUUCAGUAAAGAGGUUUUGUUGCAGGGCACAAGCCAUCCUUUGAAGGAAAAGGCAAGGCAGGGAGAUAAAUUGUCUUUCCUGCAUGAAGCAAUUGUUGAGAGUUGGUCGAGCAAAGAUUUCACAUUUUCCUACAGUGUUUACUCUGGCAACUUGUCUGGUGGUAUCCUCGUGCAGCCCUCAACAUCACAAGAUUCUGAUGAUAGAGAUAGGUUCAGCAUUUUCCUUUUACCUGGAAAUGGAAAUAAAAAGGUCUUCAAAAAGGCAGUUGUGUUUGUUGUUGAUACAAGUGGAAGCAUGCAAGGGAAACCUCUUGAGAAUGUGAAGAAUGCAGUGUCUACAGCUCUUUCAGAACUUGCGCAAGGAGAUUACUUCAACAUUGUAACAUUUAAUGAUGAGCUCCAUUCAUUCUCAUCCUGUUUAGAGACAGUAAACGAGAAAACAAUAGCAGGUGCGAUUGAUUGGAUGAACCAAAGCUUUGUUGCUGAGGGUGGCACCGAUAUUAUGCAUCCUUUAAGUGAGGCAAUGGCUUUAUUGUCAAGUGCUCAUGAUGUGCUUCCACAAAUCUUUCUUAUGACUGAUGGAUCGGUUGAUGAUGAACAUGAAAUCUGCAAAACUGUGCAAACUGAGCUCAUCAGCAGAGGAUCUAAAUCUCCCCGGAUUUCUACUUUUGGACUAGGUGUAUAUUGCAACCACUAUUUCUUGCGCAUGCUGGCAUCAAUUGGCAAGGGGCAUUAUGAUGCUGCACUCGAAACAGGAUCAGUUGAGAGUCGAAUACUUAAGUGGUUCAAGAAAGCAUCAAAUACAGCAGUGGCAAAUAUCUCCAUUGACGCUACAAAAUAUCUUGAUGAUUUUGAAGUGGAUUCUGAGUACAUCCCAGACAUUUCGGCAGAGUCUCCUUUGUGCGUAUCUGGAAAAUACCGAGGCAAGUUCCCUGAUACGGUUAUAGCAAAGGGUAACUUGGCUGACAUGACAGAAAUCUCAAUUGAAUUGAAGGUCCAGCAUGUAACAGACAUGCCUCUUGAUAAUUUUUUGGCGGCACAGCAGAUUGCUCUUCUCACAGCGAAGGCAUGGCUUUCUGCAGACAAACAGUUGGAGAGAAAGGUGAUGAGAUUAAGCAUACAACAUAGCGUUAUUUCAGAGUACACAAGCAUGGUUGCACUUCAAACCAAUUUGGACGCACCACAAAAAGUUAAGCAGAAACAAAAAGGAGCUAACGAGCCACUACGAAUCCCGCUUCAUGGCCUGAAACUAGGAUUUGGUGACAAAGCAGCAACCAGGGAAAAUCUGCUCGCAGGCUUCGGCAACGAAAAACCACCGGAGACGCUGAAGAUAUUCAAGAAGGCGGGCGGGUGCUGCAGUCGUGUCGCCGACUGCCUCUGCUGCAUGUGCUGCAUCAAGGCGUGUAACAGGAUGAACGACCAGUGCGCCAUCGUGAUGACGCAGAUCUGCACGGCACUCUCGUGCCUGGGCUGCUACGAGUGCUGCUCGGAGGUGUGCUGUGGAGGGUCCGAAUCGUAGUGGCAGGCCCGUCUUGUACUGUGUGGUGGAGUACCGGAGAUCUGGUUUCUUGGGUGUACAUAGUGGAGUUGGCCGAGGUCUGUGCGUGACAUACUGUAUAGCUUGAAUGAUUUGAUCAAGAAUGAUCAGGUCUUCUUCGGUUGUACUCCAUGCCCGUGGUGGAUUUUCAACUUUGGAUAGUUCGUGAUAGUUUGAGCUGACACAGAUGUUCCAAUACUGUGCAAAGGAGAAUUUCCGGAAGCAGAUGGUAGAAAUUGUUUACAGGCUAUGAUC